GCGCGGCCCUGCAGAUGAGACGAGACCUUCAGUGCGGCAUCAAUCGGAUCUCGUGAGCAUCAGCAAUGGCAGGUCGUGAUGUGCAGAAGGAACUCAAGCUGACACUGAAGUUUCAGGAGCGACGUAGCAUUGUCGGGAACAAAGAUCAUUUUGAUGUGCACCCUAGCAAGCCAUGGAUCGUUUUUUUUUCUGCUGAACACCCUCCAUGCCUUCAAGUGUGGAAUUAUGAUGAUGAGCAGCAGGUUGCCGUCCGGCCUUGUAACCGUGGACAUUAUUGUGAAGCCAAAUUCCUACCCCAGAAAGAUCAGGUAGUGGUUGCUGACGGGUACUUGGAGUGCAAGGUGGUUGUGUAUGAGAUCUUGCAAACAGCCGACCUUGAGAUGCGAGAAAUUGUCAGCAAAUCGCUGCGUUCAGAUUAUUUCGGCAGUACUUGGGCUGUACAUUCCGGAGCACAAUGCGUAGUAUGGAUUGCGAACGGACGGAAUGGUGCCCAAGCAAUUGAGUUUUGCGAUUUCGACCAGGAUUUGCACAAAUGGAAAGCGCUGGAUCCACACACCAUUGAUACAGUAACCAUUUUGCAAUUCCAUGCUCUGGAAUCGCACAUUUUUUUGACCGCGCAUAAGAAGGGGGUAGUCAAGGUAUGGGAUGCUAAGAAGAUGGCUGUCCUCCAAACAUUUGAAUCAGAGAGGCGAGUUACUUCUAUACGAUUCUGCGCUAAACCACGGAAGCCGCUUAUCAUCACGGGGCAUAAAUCUGGCAAGCUACAGGUCUGGGAUUACCACAGGAAAGAAUGUGUGACCACUUGCGAUGCACACGAAAAGGCGGUGGUGCAAGCGUUCUUCCAUCCAUAUUUGCCGUACAUCUUGAGCGCAUCCAAGGACGGGACCAUCAAAGUCUGGAGUGAUUCAAAUUAUCAGUUGAUUAAAAUGCUAUGCAGUGGCCAGGAGGUAUUGGCACAGACUCCACAGAGCAUUCUGUGUAGGAACUACAGUAUGCUGGUCCUUCCUUGUGAGAGGACAUUGCGUUUCAUUAGCAUACUCGACGUCGUAGACGACGAGUGUCCCAAGACUCCCAAGCCCGACUCAGAGGAGACGUGUUUCAUUACAAUAGAAGGUUGUCCCAAGCCCAACUUUGAGGGGAGAUUGAAAAUGGAAGUGGGAAAUGUGAGAGAAGAGUCUGCCAAGGGACUGCAAUUUGCGGAAGCAGAUGUACCGAGAAUAAAGCAGCUGGAGACCGAUUUAAGCACGUUGAAGGAGGAUAGCGAGGAGGAGAGGAGGGCACUCGAAGAGGAAUUGGAAGAAGAGAAGAGAAGGCAUGCACAACGGGUAAAGGAGCUUGAGACUGAGCUAAUCACUAUGGGGAUUGAGAGAGACAGCUCAGACAAAGAGAAGUUGGAGGUAUUUAGACGAUCAGAGCAAGAGAGGGAAAUCCAGUUAGAGAGGGUCAAGCAGCUGGAGAAUGAGGUAGGCAAUCUGUUGUCUGAAAAGGAGGCACUCAAAGAGAUAUGUGAAAAAUCAAACGUCAAGGUUCAAGAACUGGAUUGCAAGUUGAAGAUCAUGGAAGGUUGCGCAGGUCAGCGAGAGUUUUCCCUACACGAGUUGACGACUGCCACAAACGGCUUCCAUGAUAGCUGCAAACUAGAACAACGACAUUACGGAUGUGUUUACAUGGGAACGAUCGCUGUAAAGAGACUCGGGGAUGGAAACAGCGCGAAAACCUAUCAGAAUGUCCGGUUAACGAGGGAGAUUGUGGACCUGUUGAAGGCUCUUCGACACCCCCACCUCCAGACCCUUCUUGGAGUGUGCUUCGAAGAAAAUUGUCUGGUUUACGAGCAUAUGGCCGGAGGAAAUGUGACAGAAUGGAUCUCAUCCACCCAAGGAUCACAAAAGGGCUUCUUGCCAUGGCACAUCCGCCUGCGGAUUAUGGCUCAGGUUGCUCAAGCCUUGUCCUUCCUUCACUCCAGCAAGUCGCUAGCAGGUGGCCCUAUCAUCCAUUGUGCUAUCAAGCCCGAAAACAUUUCUCUGGAUAGUAAUUUUAACGCCAAGAUCAUGGAGGUUGAUAUGGCCUUGCUCGGCCAUCUGGUUACAAAUGACGGUGAAACGUGCGGUACGAAUCCGUUCGGAGAAGGCGAUGCAAAGUACAUGGCCCCAGAAUUCUUUCAAAUAAGGGUCUUCACCCCCCAGACUGAUAUUUUCGCAUUUGGCAUCACUAUCCUAGAGAUGCUCACCGGGAAGUUAACGAAUGCAUUGGGAAUCAUGGAAGAUGCACUGGAAAUUGACAAAGAUGUUGCAAUCUUCAGAAGUAUUCUUGACCCGAACGCAGGAAGUUGGGACAUUGAUCUGGCCUUGGAAGCGGCACAAGUGGGGCUGAGAUGUGCGAGCAUGAGACGCCACCGACCGAGCAUGACGACAGGUGAAGGUGCCAUUCUGCCUGAGGUGGUGCAAGCAUUCUUCCAUCCAUAUUUGCCGUACAUCUUGAGCUCAUCCAAGGACGGGACCAUCAAAGUCUGGAGUGAUUCAAAUUAUCGGUUGAUUAAAAUGGUAUGCAGUGGCCAGGAGGUAUUGUCACAGACUCCACAGAGCAUUCUGUGUAGGAACUACAGUAUGCUGGUCCUUCCUUUUGAGAGGAUAUUGCGUUUCAUUAGCAUACUCGACGUCGUAGACGAUGAGUGUCCCAAGCCCGACUCAGAGGAGACGUGUUUCAUUACAAUAGAGGGUUGUCCCAAGCCCAACUUUGAGGAAGCGGGAAAUGUGAGAGAAGAGUCUGCCAAAGGACUGCAAUUUGAGGAAGCUGUUGUACCGAGAAUAAAGCAGCUGGAGACCAAUUUAAGCAUGUUGAAGGAGGAUAGCGAGGAGGAGAGGAGGGCGCUCGAAGAGGAAUUGGAAGAAGAGAAGAGAAGGCAUGCACAACGGGUAAAGGAGCUUGAGACUGAGCUAAUCACUAUGGGGAUUGAGAGAGACAGCUCAGACAAAGAGAAGUUGGAGGUAUUUAGACGAUCAGAGCAAGAGAGGGAAAUCCAGUUAGAGAGGGUCAAGAAGCUGGAGAAUGAGGUAGGCAAUCUGUUGUCUGAAAGGGAGACACUCAAAGAGAUAUGUGAAAAAUCAAACGUCAAGGUUCAAGAACUGGAAUGCAAGUUGAAGAUCAUCAUGAUGGAAGGUUGUGCAGGUCAGCGCGAGUUUUCGCUACACGAGUUGACGACCGCCACAAACGGCUUCCAUGAUAGCUGCAAAGUAGAACAACGACAUCACGGAUACGUUUACAUGGGAACGCUCGCGGUAAAGAGACUCGGGGAUGGAAACAGCACGAAAACGCAUCAGAAUGCCCAGUUAACAAGGGAGCUUGUGGACCUGUUGAAGGAUCUUCAACACCCCCACCUCCAGACCCUUCUUGGAGUGUGCUUCAAAGAAAAUUGUCUGGUUUACGAGCAUAUGGCCGGAGGGAAUGUGAAAGAAUGGAUCUCAUCCACCCAAGGAUCACAAAAGGGCUGCUUGCCGUGGCACAUCCGCCUGCGGAUUAUGGCUCAGGUUGCUCAUGCCUUGUCCUUCCUUCACUCCAGGAAGUCGCUAGCAGGUGGUUCUAUCAUCCAUUGUGCUAUCAAGCCCGAAAACAUUUCUCUGGAUAGUAAUUUUAACGCCAAGAUCACGGAGGUUGAUAUGGCCUUGUCCGGCCAUCUGGUUACAGAUGAUGUUGAAACGCGCGGUAAGAAUCCGUUCCGAGAAAGAGAUGCAAAGUACAUGGCCCCAGAAUUCUUUCAAAUAAGGGUCUUCACCCCCCAGACUGAUAUUUUCGCAUUCGGCAUCACUAUCCUGGAAAUGCUCACCGGGAAGUUAACGAAUGCAUUGGGAAUCAUGGAAGAUGCACUGGAAGAUGACAAAGAUACUGCAAUCUUCAGAAGUAUUCUAGACCCGAACGCAGGAAGCUGGGACAUUGAUCUGGCCUUGGAAGGGGCACAAGUGGGGCUGAGAUGUGCGAGUAUGAGACGCCACCGACCGAGCAUGACGACAGGUGAAGGUGCCAUUCUGCCUGUGCUGGAAAGUAUCGCGCAUAGAGCGGAACUUGCCGGCUCGAAUGGAUCAUAGACGUAUGAAGGAUGGGCCUUUGUGAGUAACGUAGUCAUAGUUCGCCGUGCGGAGGAUCGGAGUUGUAAGGGUGUGUUGGAGAAGGACGCAUACCGCGCGGCAUAUGUUUAAUACGGAUGUCAAUUUUUUUAUUUUAUUUUUUUUCUUUUCUUAAUGAAGUCAUAGAAAAACC
This is a messenger RNA of Chara braunii, 4251 nucleotides long. The record is from the annotation of a GenBank genome assembly. Lineage: Eukaryota; Viridiplantae; Streptophyta; Charophyceae; Charales; Characeae.